This is a messenger RNA of Tetrahymena thermophila SB210, 225 nucleotides long. RefSeq names its product transmembrane protein, putative. The transcript has 2 exons. The record is from RefSeq and is a predicted model, not a curated record. NCBI's taxonomy places the organism in Eukaryota, Ciliophora, Oligohymenophorea, Hymenostomatida, Tetrahymenidae.
AUGGUAUCAAAUGAUAUCAUAUUACAUUUGAAACAAAGUCAAUAAGAGCUAUUUUUUUAUUGGUUUGCUUUCUCCUAUUAAUACAUGAAAUUCUUCUUUAUUUAUUUGCUAAUGUAUUGUAUUUUGAAUGCAAAUAGGAUAAAAUUCUAUCAAAAAGCAAUCUGUUUAUUUCUUUUAACAGCAAUUUUUGGAUUUUAAGAAUCGUAUUUCUUAUCUUAUUAUUGA